GAAGGGCGCUGACAGAAAGUGUGAUUAUUAAUCUUCAGCAUGAAGCCUUGUGUAGUGCUCGUGUUCCUCCUGUUCUCUCUCGUGUGUCUGAUGAACCAGGCGUCGGACGCGUGUUCAUGCGCGAUGUCUCAUCCACAGGACGCGUACUGCAACUCCGACAUCGUGAUCAGGGCAAAAGUGGUGGGCAAGAAACUCCUGGACGACCGUCCGUUCGGGACCCUGCGCUACACCGUCAAACAGAUGAAGAUGUACAAAGGCUUCGACAAGAUCCAGCAUGUGCAGUACAUCUACACACACAACAGCGAAAGCAUGUGCGGAGUCAAGUUUGACAUCAACAAAUACCAGUACCUGAUCACAGGUCGUGUUCACGAUGGGAAGGUUUACACCGGCCUGUGUAACUUCAACGAGCGAUGGGAACGCCUGUCUCUGGCCCAGAAGAAGGGCAUUAACCACCGGUAUCAGCUGGGCUGUAACUGCAGGAUUAAGCCGUGCCACUUCCUGCCCUGUUUCGUGACCUCGAAACACGAGUGCCUGUGGACCGACAUGUUGUCCCACUUCGGAUACCCCGGGUAUCAGUCCCGACACUACGCCUGUAUUCAGCAGAAAGAGGGUUAUUGCAGCUGGUACCGAGGGAUGACCACGCGCGACAAAGUGACCAUCAACACCACCGACCCCUGAACCCUGACCCCUGACCCCGCCCUGACCCCCGAUAACUAACUGCCCCACAUCAGAUCACGUGUGUGUUCAGCAACGGGUCACGUCAAUUAGAUGAAACGUGAGGCCUGGAGCGAUUACCCAGCUAACUAAAACAUGUUCGAAGAACGUUUCGCUAACGCUAAUGUUCCGUGACGUUUAAA
Messenger RNA from Rhinichthys klamathensis goyatoka, 857 nucleotides. RefSeq names its product metalloproteinase inhibitor 3. Gene Ontology annotation, cellular component: extracellular matrix. Gene Ontology annotation, molecular function: protease binding; metalloendopeptidase inhibitor activity. The transcript has 5 exons. The record is from RefSeq and is a predicted model, not a curated record. Gene Ontology annotation, biological process: negative regulation of membrane protein ectodomain proteolysis; negative regulation of endopeptidase activity. Bases 40 to 678 code for a protein of 212 amino acids. NCBI's taxonomy places the organism in Eukaryota, Metazoa, Chordata, Actinopteri, Cypriniformes, Leuciscidae.